AGGUCAUCUCUUCGCUCGGAGUCGUUCUCUUCCGAGCCCUCGAUUACGGCCUUCGCGACGACGAGGAGCGCUCCCUUUCGGCGCCUCUCGAGGCACUCAUCGACCGCUUGACUGGCGCGGCGGCCGACGACGAGGCGCGCGACGAAGGCAUUGAAUGCGAAACAAGUCUCAGAUCUUCGCUUACCUUCGAUGACGUCAUUCAGAUGUGUUGCGCGCGAGUGUCAGCCCCGGGAGCCGCCGAAAGCCACUACCGGGCCGUUUGUCGCGCUCUGGUGGCCGAGACGCUGGAACUGACGGCCUUCUUGGAGCAGAUCCAGCGCUCGGACACGUCUUUGCCCGCAAAGGACGAGAAGGCCGUCGCGGAGUGCCUCGAACUGGGAUUGGAUGUCCAGGAUUGGGCGCGACUUUGGGUUCACGUGAUUCGUCAGCUCAGAGAUGGCGUCCAAUUGCGUGCCGUUCCCGACGACGAGCGACAGACGACACUGUCGUCCGCC
Oppiella nova is the source of this 494-nucleotide messenger RNA. Lineage: Eukaryota; Metazoa; Arthropoda; Arachnida; Sarcoptiformes; Oppiidae. The record is from the annotation of a GenBank genome assembly.